Molecule: messenger RNA, 1044 nt
Organism: Melospiza georgiana
Lineage: Eukaryota; Metazoa; Chordata; Aves; Passeriformes; Passerellidae
Product: BPI fold-containing family B member 4-like
Exons: 9
Coding region: 56-616 (186 amino acids)
Molecular function (GO): lipid binding
Source: RefSeq, a predicted model, not a curated record
AGGAGGACUGCUGGGUGCAGCAGGAGGACUGCUGGGUGGUGAAGCCCCCCAGAAGAUGACACGCUUCGCCUGGCUGAAGGUGCUGAACCUCGAGAACGCCCGAGUGUCAUGGAAGGUUCUUCGUGGGACUGAGCUUGUGCUGAACCUGUACUCGAAGCUGGUGCUCCGCUUCCCAGGGAUUUUUCAGUUUCUGAGUGGAUCCUCAGUAGAAGCAAACAUCACAUCACACAUGGCCCUGACCCAGGACUCCCCUGGUGACCUUAAGCUGGUGCUUAAGGAUUGCAGCAACCUCCUUGGUGGCUUCAGCGUCAGCCUGAGGAAGGGCCUCCUCACCAAUCUGGUGAGCAGCUUGCUGAACAAGUCUCUUAAGUCCCUCGUCCCUGCGCUGCUCUGCCCAUUAGUGAACGUGUGGGUCAGCAUCAUCAACAUUAAUCUGCAAUUCCUUAACCGUGUCAUCUCCUUUGGGCUUCUGGGGAAAAUCUACUCUGCCUUCUCCAAACUGCCAGUGACAUCUGGGCACUAUGUGGAGCUGGAUCUGCAGAAUUCCCCAUUCCCAAGCUCCUUCAUCGACUGGCUCCUUCAGACUGCAGGUGUCAACCCCAGCAUCAAUCCGUAGCUGCAGGACUGGCAGAGCCCUGGGUGCCCCUGCAGGCGAUUCCCCAGGAGGAGGAGGAGGAGGGAAGGGAGGAAAACGACUCAGAAGGUGGAGAAUAGACAUGAAAAUGGAGAAACCCAACCAGGAAAAGACUCUUUCUUCUGUUCUAUGUUUCAGCCUUCUCAGAUUUUGGUGUCUCUGUCCAGCCUAGAGUUAUCUGUGUCAAUGAUACUCUGUGCCAAUAAUGAUAAGUCAGUAAUUAGCCACAUUGAUAAUUAGCUGUGUCAGUGAUCAGCCAUGUUGAUGACACUGUCCCUCCUGGCUGUAAUGGUCACAAACCACUUGUUGUGGCACUCACUGAUGAAGGGAUGCCCUUGAUCCCCUGGUUUUCCCUCACACCCAUCCCAGCUUCACUAGGGCUGGAGUUUAGGCCAGGUAAUGGCUCAGCA